AUGAUUGAUUCUGGUGCUUAUGGUCAAGUUAUAUUAGCAUAUGAUUAUUUAUUUCAAAUUUGUAUACGAUGGUAUCGUGCAUCUGAAUUAGUGCUUUGUGAUGGAACUUAUACAUCAGCAAUGGAUAUGUGGUCAGUAGGUUGUAUACUUGGUGAACUUAUAUGUGGUCAACCAGUAUUUCCUGGGCGUCAUUAUUUAGAUUAA
Molecule: messenger RNA, 204 nt
Organism: Rotaria socialis
Lineage: Eukaryota; Metazoa; Rotifera; Eurotatoria; Philodinida; Philodinidae
Source: the annotation of a GenBank genome assembly